Messenger RNA from Cucurbitaria berberidis CBS 394.84, 2828 nucleotides. RefSeq lists its product as uncharacterized. Gene Ontology annotation, cellular component: intracellular membrane-bounded organelle; Mon1-Ccz1 complex. Gene Ontology annotation, biological process: vesicle-mediated transport. The transcript is spliced from 4 exons. Lineage: Eukaryota; Fungi; Ascomycota; Dothideomycetes; Pleosporales; Cucurbitariaceae. The record is from RefSeq and is a predicted model, not a curated record. The coding region runs from base 192 to 2711 and encodes 839 amino acids.
CCCUGUUUCCGCAACCACACACAUACCGGUGCGUCUCUAAACUGCAACCAUGGCGUUCAAAUAGCCAGACACCCGCUUGUUGACAGCAAGUGUCAGCAGUCUCGCUAUCUUGAACCCCCAGGGCUUCUCCGCGGGGUGACUCUCGCGCCCACCUCCAACGCCAUCGCGAGCAGCACUUCGAGUAUGCACGCAUGUCCUCCAUGGCGAUUCCAAAGGUUGUGCCUGCGCAGCUGUCCUUCCUCGCCAUCUACAAUCCCUCGUUAGGCAGCUCAGACGAAACGUUCCACCAGCAGAUCGUCUUCUACUACUCCAAAGCCGCCAAAACACUCUCGAAGCUGAACAAGGGAGACAAACAGAAAGAGCAGGAGCUGCGUGAGGAGGAGAAUGAGAAGCUACGGCAAGUCGGGCUCGCGCAGGGCAUGGUUGGCUUUGCAAAGAGCUUCUCCAAUGGGGCUGCCGUCGACUCAGUAGAGACACAUAAAUCGCGCAUUGUGCUUCAUGAGCUUGAAGGUGGCUGGUGGAUACUUGCUUCCAUCGAUCUCACCCAGCUCCCCGCCGCCACCGAUGCCCCUCGAACAGAGAAAGGUAGCAAAGCCACAGAGCCAGCCAUCGAAUACUCCUCGCGCGAAGUCAGCCCCCCUGCGCUCCUAAUCCAGCAGCUUAUCCGCGCUCAAUCCGUUUUCCUUCUUCACCAUGGCUUGACGCUUGGAGACAUGUUCGCGAAGCACGGCCGCACAAAGUUCUGCAGCAUCCUCGAGAAGUACUGGUCCCGCUUUGCGAGCAACUGGGAUGUCCUCCUGCACGGAAGCCCUGCUGUAGACAUAUACGGUGGCAUGAAACUGGCAGCAGGCGGCGAGCUAGGCAUGGGGGUUGGGGAAGAAGAGUGGGGCAGCAGCGAGCGCGAUGUGCUUGAGGAUUUUUCGCGCAGAACAGAGGGCUUGGUCGACAUCAUGGUCUCGCGCUUCGGUGAGGCGUCCCCUCUCCAGCAGGCCAAAUCGUCGGUAGACCCGAAGACGCUCGAUGUAGCUGAAGUGAACCCCUGGCUUGGGAGUGGAAAGAACGUCCAUGCCGCAGAUGGCGUCGUCUUCUCUGGUCUGGGAGUGAUUAGUCGCAAGUCGCUAAGAGACCUGUCACAUUGGGUGGAGUCCAUCUACAGCCAUGGAGAGUAUGCGUACGGAGUAAAAGAGAACCCGACCGCUGACCGGAGAAAACGCCGACGGAGGAACCCGAAUCCAGAGACAGAGGUCUCAGCACUGAGAGCGCCUGAUGCUACGCCUGAUGCUACGCCGCAAGACAGGCCACAGCUAGCUCCCUCGCAGUCUGGGUCUGGUCUGCCUCCCGGCAUACCACCUCCGAUCGUCAAAGCGGCUGAAAGCUCUCUGGACAGGGCUUCUGCUGCUGUCGAAACAGCCAAUGCCCGUGAUGGGAAUUCGUCGAAAGAAGAUUCGAAACCAAUGCUUGCGUCUUUGGGUGAUACCGAGAUGUGGAUGAAGUACAUGACACUUGGCUAUGGCACAGCAUGGGGUGGCAAAAGGACCAUGGAAGAGACUCAGCCUGCCGUAGAGCAACCUACACCGAGAAGGACACCAUCGCCGCAAGCCAUGCGUUACGUUGAGCCAGCUCCAGACGUGGAUCUGGCCGAAGAGAAGCGCAGGCUACAGAUUCAGCAAGAGAACGAUGGUUACUUCGUCAUCGGAUCAAAGGGCGAUAUGCUUGACGUGGGUGUAGACGAUGAGAAUGAUCAUGGCAGCUGGAACAAUCGCAUCGCGCUUCGGACGAUACAUGUCGAAGUGGAUCGCCCCGAGGGUUCCUCGAUGGGUUCCUUGCUGGCGCCCAGCCUUGACUCGGACCAAACACCAUCAUACGAGAGGAGUUUGGGCGUCAAACAUAGGACAACAAGUAAACUCUUCCGGCUACAGCCUAUAGUCUACGUGCAUCGCCCCUUCAUUUACACCUUCAUGUUUCGUCAGCGGACGGACGCCCUUGCCAUCGCCUCGUUCUACCGAGAUAUACACAAUUUCUUCUCCCCACUUCAUCGCUCGCUUGACAGGAACACAUCGCCAAACAGGGUCGCCGCUCGGCUAUCAGCCGCGUCCAACCCAUAUACCACCAUGUCCUCCACAAAGGGCGCAGAUCCGAAUACGCAGCCAAUCUACGACCUCGUCUAUGAUCCUCGCACCUUCACAGUUCAUUCCAGUGUCCCGAACAUUCCGGAUCCAGGAACACUCAUCGCCGCAGGCCUCAGCAGCAGCAGUAAAAACGCAUUGGGCUGGAGUCGAGUGGAAGCACUCAACGUCCACUCCCAGAUACUAGCUACGGUAGCGAGCACGCGCCGCAACCUCUCUGAAGUAGAACGGACAUGCAAAACAAGUCGCGGUUGGUGGGUCGUGUGGAUGCGCUUGCCACCUUCACGCGCCAGUGACGAAGCACUCCAAUCUCAAGCCUCCCACCACUCUUCAGUACAGUUCAAUACCGAUGAGCUCCGUGAAGCAUUCCUAGUCAGACGGGCGAGAGACUCGUCGGCCAUGACGACGAAGAGCUCCAGCAGCCGGUUUGCAAGUGGGAUGUGGAGUGGCCUGGGAAUGGGGAGUGUUGGGCAGACUCAGAGGAUGGGCGGCUCGGCUGCAGGAUGGGGGCCGAAAGGGUUGGCGGAGGGGAUUGGGAUUGAUGCUCGGAAGUACGUCGAGGAGCUUUUGAGCUUGAACAGAUGAUAUCUCUCUGGGCAUAAAAUGCUUAGUUCAUUUUGAACAGGAAUGAGCCAGGAAUUUCUAGACGAAAUAGAAGAUAGAACAAGCUGAAUACACAUAUCCAAUAUUUUUUAUAACACC